Messenger RNA from Poecile atricapillus (Black-capped chickadee), 2536 nucleotides. It is a transcript of the gene MAT2B, whose product is annotated as methionine adenosyltransferase 2 non-catalytic beta subunit. The record is from RefSeq and is a predicted model, not a curated record. Lineage: Eukaryota; Metazoa; Chordata; Aves; Passeriformes; Paridae. Gene Ontology annotation, molecular function: methionine adenosyltransferase regulator activity. Gene Ontology annotation, cellular component: methionine adenosyltransferase complex. The transcript is spliced from 7 exons. Bases 96 to 1100 code for a protein of 334 amino acids. Gene Ontology annotation, biological process: S-adenosylmethionine biosynthetic process.
GCGUGCGUCGGGCCCGUGGCGCGGAGAGGGCGCCCCCUGCCGUGCGGCGCUCAGCACGGGCGCGGAGCCUCCCUCGCGCAGCGCCGGGCCCCGCCAUGGUCGGCCGGGAGAAGGAGCUCAGGAUCCGCUUCGCGCCGGGACGCUGCGAGCUCGUGGAGGAAGAUGUUGAUGUUCCCAGUAGGCGAGUUUUGAUCACUGGUGCUACGGGACUUCUUGGCAGAGCUGUAUUUAAAGAAUUCAAUGAAAAUAAUUGGAACGCAGUUGGUUGUGGAUACAGGAGAGCUCAGCCCAGAUUUGAACAGAUUAAUCUUCUGGACUCUAUUGCAGUUCAUGACAUUAUCCAUGAUUUUCAACCUCAUGUUAUAGUGCACUGUGCUGCUGAGAGAAGGCCAGAUGUUGUAGAAAGUCAACCAGAUGCUGCUUCUCAGCUCAAUGUGGCUGCUUCAGCAAACUUAGCAAAGGAGGCAGCUGGAGUUGGAGCAUUUCUGAUCUACAUUAGUACAGACUAUGUAUUUGAUGGAACAAGCCCUCCAUAUAAAGAGACUGAUGUACCAAAUCCCCUGAAUUUAUAUGGUAAAACCAAACUGGAGGGCGAAAAGGCAGUUCUGGAAAACAAUGAAGAAACUGCAGUACUUAGGAUUCCUGUCUUGUAUGGAGAGGUGGAAAGACUGGAGGAAAGUGCUGUGACAGUAAUGUUUGAUAAAGUACAGUUCAGUAAUAAAUCUGCCAACAUGGACCACUGGCAACAGAGAUUUCCUACCAAUGUCAAGGAUGUAGCAGCUGUUUGCAGACAACUGGCAGAGAAGAGAAUGCUGGACCCAUCAAUAAAAGGUACCUUUCACUGGUCUGGCAAUGAACAGAUGACUAAGUAUGAGAUGGCCUGUGCAAUUGCAGAUGCUUUCAACCUUCCCAGCAGCCACUUGAGACCAAUUACUGAUAGUCCAGUUGUGGGUGCUCUUCGUCCGAAGAAUGCUCAGCUGGACUGCUCCAAGUUGGAGAUGCUGGGGAUAGGUCAGAGAACGCCAUUUCGAGCUGGGAUCAGAGAAUCACUUUGGCCUUUCCUUGUUGACAAGAGAUGGAGACAGACAGUCUUCCAUUAGUUUGUAACUUUUCUAGUAAAAGUAUGGUAUGUGGCACUUUUUUAAAAGAAAAAAUAGUUUUGUAUGAGUGUUCUUAAAUUGUGACAUUUAUGAGCUUUCAUUUAAUUGGGUAAACAAAUGGUCUUGCACUAGUGAAACUUAGCCUAAAAAAUGUUCAGUGACAAAAACUGAGCCUAUUUGAUGUCAUGGGUUUUUCCCUCCAUUUGUACCAGUCUAACUUAGUAUCUGUUCUUGGUGGAUUGAGGUUCUUAGUAAUGAGUACUGUGUGAUGCUAAGAAUGACUCGGAUCACUUGCUGACUUACUUUUGGCUGAAAUAUAUUGUUGAUGCUUAAGGUCUGUGCCAUUGUUGUAUAUACCAUUUCUCUUCAUUAAAAGACAUGGUCAGUUACUUUAUCACCAAAAAUCUGAGGGUUUUUUUUUUUUAAUUUCUGAAGGUGGUGUUCUUAGGAAGUUAAGCUGAAGUAGGAAUCCUUAAAUGUUUGUUUUGCUUGAGCUCUGAUCAAAAUGUUUUUUAAAAAAGUGAGGCUUUAUUUUUGCAAUUACCAAGUGUACUUUUUAUGCUUGAAAUAUUUUCAGAAUGUUCUGUAAAUUGAAUGCCUGCAGCUUUGUAUUUGUACAGUAAGUUGUAUGCAUUUGUUUUCAUGGUGACUUAUGGGGGAGGGUGAGGAUGGUGGGAAACCAUUAGUUUUGACCUGGGGUUUUUUUGGGUGGGGGAUUGGAGUUGAAGGAUUUUUUUUUUAUUUUUUACUGGGUGGUUAUUUGUUUUUUUGUAUGAAAACACAAAAUAUCUUCAUCCUUCCCUUCCCUUUGUGGGGACAGCAUUUGCAACUUGUUAAACUAAUGGAAGAUCUUUGUUAGUCAGUACAUGGGAGAUGGAGAGGAAAGAAAAAAAGAAAAAUAGUUUGUAGCACUGCAGCGGCUUUUGCACAGAUUGUCAGACCUAACACCACUGCAGCUUCUUCUGGAACAGCAAGGUGUAUGUGAUGAAGGUUUGAAGCAUAAUAAAACUGCAAUAGUCUAAUAUAAGACAGUCUUUAAAGCUAGACUCAAUAGCCAGGUCAUGUGGAGGAAGAACAUUGUAAAGCUUUGCUUCCUUUUGAAGUUGUUGAAUCAACAAUAUAAAUGUUCUGAUAUUGCUAGCAGAUUAUUAGUAGAGCUAGUAAAAGGUGCAAUUGGAUGAUCAUUUAUUUUUCUGAGGCUGAAAUGAAGGGGAAGGGAAAGAUGUUUAGAUUUAAUUUUUUUUUAAGUGUAUGGGGGAGACACACAAAAAUAGACCAAUUGAAGGUCUUGUAAAGGUCAGCUUCACAUUCAGUCAUUUCAUUUCAACUGGCAUAUGCUAAGCAUUCAUAAUCCCAAUUUGUUUUUAGUCUGAAGUCCUGAUACACACAUGGUAACCUAUUUCCAAAAUUACAAUAAAUAUAUAUUGCCAGCAUGA